AUGGUCUAUCAGAGGAUCAGUCCGGAUCGAAAAGAACGAGCUCUGUACCUACUUUUGGAGGAAGGGUGGGAGAUCGAGUGCAUCGCUGAUGUUCUUGGAGUGUCAUCGAGAAGUAUAGAGCAGUGGGAGGCAAAUUAUAAUGAAAAUGGAUGUGUUAACCCUCACUCACCAAUCAUGGGCCGCCCUUGCUUGUUGGAUCAAAUUAUGAAGGAUGAGAUCUGCGAGCUGCGAGCUGAAAACCCAUCUCUACCACUUGAUGAGAUCAGCGAAUGGCUUGCCAUAUAUCAUGAUCAGCCAAUAUCCAUACCAGCUCUUUACCACAACCUCAGGGACCUUGGACUUGCCUACAAAUGCUUGAGCAGGAUAGUGGCAGAAUGUGAUGACGGUUUUCGAGCCGAUUGGUUGCACAACAUGACAGUGAACUAUACAGCUGAACAGCUCGUGUUCCUGGACGAGUCAAGUAAAGAUGACCGCACCGUACUUCCUAGAUAUGUCAUUGAGGGAUCUGUAGACAGUGCGGAGUUCUACGAUUUUGUGGUUAACGAUUUGCCCAAUAUGAACCCAUUCCCUGGCCCCAACAGUGUAAUUGUCCUCAACAACUGUUCCACUCACAAGAGUGACGCUUUACGAGAAGCUGUAGAGGCAUCUGGUUUGCUAAAUGCUACUUUGCUUUGCCUGCAAGUCUGA
Suillus fuscotomentosus is the source of this 687-nucleotide messenger RNA. RefSeq lists its product as uncharacterized. The record is from RefSeq and is a predicted model, not a curated record. The transcript has 3 exons. Lineage: Eukaryota; Fungi; Basidiomycota; Agaricomycetes; Boletales; Suillaceae. The coding region runs from base 1 to 687 and encodes 228 amino acids.